Microcebus murinus (gray mouse lemur) is the source of this 3908-nucleotide messenger RNA. NCBI's taxonomy places the organism in Eukaryota, Metazoa, Chordata, Mammalia, Primates, Cheirogaleidae. The record is from RefSeq and is a predicted model, not a curated record.
CCGCCUCGGUGGAGCCCCCCGCCGCCCGCCCCCUUCCCGCGUCCUCUCUCCCUCCCUGCGCAGCGGAAACAUGGCGGCGGGAAGGGAGUGAGCCGCCGGUGCCCCCGCCGCGCCCGCAGAUUUCUUCAUCAUGCUGAGGAAGAACGAUUUCCUAUUUCAUAUAGCAGUUGGUACCAUGCAAAAAUCAGCUCCUUGAAAAGAUGGAGAAAUUAGCAUACAGAGAAACUGACUUCUCAGAGGUCAGGGCAAGGUAUUGGUGGAUCCAGGGAUAAAUCCCAAACCUCUUAAUUCCUUGACCAGUUUUUAGACCAUUGACUAUGCAGCCUAGUGUGAUAGACUGGAAUGAUUUUAGAAAACAUAAAUAUGGUCACCUGUCAGAGUCGGCAUCCCAAUAUCAAGAAGCUGCUGACAUCCUGGAGCUAGGGUUAUAAAGAAGAUUACAUGAGCUAAUGGAUGUGAAAACAUCUUAAAAACUCUCAAAUACUUUUCAACUUUGGAGGAUUAUUAUGAUUUUCAUUCUGUUCAGCGGCUAUACUCAGACUUUACUCUAAGUCAAAUCUUCUGACAUUCUUUGAAGUGAAGCAUUCUAUGAAUGUGAGCUGAAGAAAUGAAUGAAAUGAAAUAAUGCAGAGGUACCUGUGAUAUAGUGAAAAGAACACUGGACCUGCUCUGGAUGCUUUAUUUCUAUUAAAUAAAAAUACCUCUAGUGACUUUUCCUUAACCUACCAAGAACUCUUAGAUUUGUAUGAAAACAAAAGAAUACCUCAGCAGAAAAACGGCAAAAAUAAAAUACAAACUGGCUGAUAAGCCUAAAAAGAUCUUCAACUUUAUUAGUAAUCAAAGAAUUGCAAAUAAAGCAUCUAGUGCUUUUUGCAUGGCCCAAAGGGGCCCUGUGCUGCUCCACUACAGAGGAAACUUCAAGAAAUGCUGGUUUGCUACAGUGUUUUAGCUUGUGAGAUUCUCUGGGACCUUCCCUGCUCCACCAUGGGGUCACCUCUAGGUCAUUUUACCUGGGACAAAUACCUAAAAGAAACAUGUUCAGUCCCAGCGCCUGUCCAUUGCUUCAAGCAGUCCUACACACCUCCAAGCAACGAGUUCAAGAUCAGCAUGAAAUUGGAAGCACAGGACCCCAGGAACACCACAUCCACCUGUAUUGCCACAGUAGUUGGACUGACAGGUGCCCGCCUUCGCCUGCGCCUUGAUGGCAGUGACAACAAGAAUGACUUCUGGCGGCUGGUUGACUCAGCUGAAAUCCAGCCCAUUGGGAACUGUGAAAAGAAUGGGGGUAUGCUGCAGCCCCCCCUGGGAUUUCGGCUAAAUGCCUCCUCUUGGCCCAUGUUCCUUUUGAAGACACUAAAUGGAGCAGAGAUGGCUCCCAUCAGGAUUUUCCACAAGGAGCCACCAUCGCCUUCCCACAACUUCUUCAAAAUGGGAAUGAAGCUAGAAGCUGUGGACAGGAAGAACCCUCAUUUCAUUUGCCCUGCUACUAUUGGGGAGGUUCGGGGCCCAGAGGUGCUUGUCACGUUUGAUGGGUGGCGAGGGGCCUUUGACUACUGGUGCCGCUUCGACUCCCGGGACAUCUUCCCUGUGGGCUGGUGUUCCUUGACUGGAGACAACCUGCAGCCUCCCGGCACCAAAGUUGUGAUUCCAAAGAAUCCCUAUCCUGCGUCUGAUGUGAACACUGAGAAGCCCAGCAUCCACAGCAGCACCAAAUCUGUCUUGGAGCAUCAACCAGGGCAGAGGGGACGUAAACCAGCAAAGAAGCGGGGCCGGACACCCAAGACCCUAAUUCCCCAUCCCAUCUCUGCCCCAUCCAAGUCACCUGAACCUUUGAAAUUCCCAAAGAAGAGGGGUCCCAAACCUGGCAGUAAGAGGAAACCUCGGACUUUGCUGAACCCACCACCCACCUCACCAACAACAAGCACCCCUGAACCGGAUACCAGCACUGUACCCCAGGAUGCUGCCACCAUCCCCAGCUCAGCCAUGCAGGCCCCCACAGUUUGUAUCUACUUGAACAAGAAUGGCAGCACAGGCCCCCACUUAGAUAAGAAGAAGAUCCAGCAACUCCCUGACCAUUUUGGGCCAGCCCGCGCCUCUGUGGUGUUACAACAGGCUGUCCAGGCUUGCAUCGACUGUGCUUAUCACCAGAAAACUGUCUUCAGCUUCCUCAAACAGGGCCACGGUGGUGAGGUUAUCUCAGCCGUGUUUGACCGGGAACAGCACACCCUCAACCUCCCAGCAGUCAACAGCAUCACCUACGUCCUCCGCUUCCUGGAGAAACUCUGCCACAACCUUCGUAGUGACAAUCUGUUUGGCAACCAGCCCUUUACACAGACUCACUUGUCACUCACUUCCACAGAGUACGGCCACAGGCACGACAGGUACCUACCAGGUGACUCCUUUGUCCUGGGGAAUAGUCUAGCCCGGUCCUUGGAGCCACACUCAGAUUCAAUGGACUCCACCCUGAAUCCCACCAACCUUGUCAGCACCUCCCAGAAUCUUCGAACUCCUGCCUACCGGCCCUUGCUUCCAUCUUGUGGACUCCCACUGAGUACGGCCUCAGCUAUGCGCAGGCUGUGCUCCAAGGGGUCGGACCGAUACCUGGAAAGCGGGGAUGCCUCUCGACUGAGUGGCCGGGACCCCUCCUCAUGGACAGUGGAGGACGUGAUGCAGUUUGUCCGGGAAGCUGAUCCUCAGCUUGGACCCCACGCUGACCUCUUUCGCAAACACGAGAUUGAUGGCAAGGCCCUGCUGCUGCUGCGCAGUGACAUGAUGAUGAAGUACAUGGGUCUGAAGCUGGGGCCCGCACUCAAGCUCUCCUACCACAUUGACCGGCUAAAGCAGGGCAAGUUUUGAACGGAGAGAUGCAGCCUCAACAACUGAGCAGUCACACAGGUGGGGGCAGUCUUCUCCCAGGAAGGAGGGCCAUCAGCCCUCUCCCAGGCGCCUCAGUGGGGUUCCAGACCACCUCAGGACUCUAGGAGGCUGUGCGGAGCCACCACUGCUACCCUUCCAUUUGUCCUUCCAUGAAGGACUGAGGAGGGGAGAGUGUGGGGCCCAGGGCUGGCGCUGCUCUUCCCCUCAGCCCUGCCAGGGCUCUGAGGUCCCCCUCUAUUUAUUUCUCAAACCUGGCCAGCCUCUCACCAGGAGUUUAGACUGAACACCUUCCAAGUGUUGGAGGACGAGGCCAGCUCUAGGGCCUUGGAAGACAGGUCCCUGAAUUGACGCUCACACCCAGGCCCCCAACCACUGCCUGGGCUUGGUGUGACCACCAUCGCCCCACAGCCCCUGCCUUCUCACCAGAUCCCCAGACUCUAAACUCAUGGUGCAGACCUCUACCUUUUAAAAAAAUAUAUAAAAUCUUUUCUUACUGUUAAUUUAUUGUUUCUGGCACUUGGGCAAACCCUCUAGUUAAUACUCUUCUCACACCAGACACUGGGUUUCAGGAGGAGGGAGACUGCCUGCCUUGGUCCCAGAGGCCCUCUCCAUGCAGGCACGGCCCCUUUUCAGAGGACACUGCUCUAGGGCAUUUUCUCUUUGGAAUGGACAGACAUGUAAAGCCUGGACCAUGUCACUCAGUAUGGUAAGGAACAGGUUCCUGUCACCUUCCCCUGUCUUUCUCUACUGGGACCUUUGUAGCCCUAGGCCUCAUCUGUGGGAAUGAGAGUCCCUUGCUUCUUACUGUCAUCCACCACAGCUCCUUGCUCUGGCCAGAAUUGCUGCCGAAGAAGAUGGUCCCAAUGAUUUUAGGCCAAGAAGGCCUUAAGGGGGAUGGGAAGGAAGGGUCUCCACCCACUCUGCUGUCCCUAUGCUUCCUUGUAAGCAAGUCAGCAGCACAGCUGUUCCCACUGCCAUCUGGAUUUAUUUUAUGUCAAUUUGUUUAUAAAUAAAAGCCAAUAUAGAUGCCA